Aspergillus nidulans FGSC A4 is the source of this 1088-nucleotide messenger RNA. Its product is annotated as SDR family NAD(P)-dependent oxidoreductase. Lineage: Eukaryota; Fungi; Ascomycota; Eurotiomycetes; Eurotiales; Aspergillaceae. The record is from RefSeq and is a predicted model, not a curated record. The coding region runs from base 55 to 1041 and encodes 328 amino acids. The transcript is spliced from 2 exons. Gene Ontology annotation, molecular function: oxidoreductase activity, acting on the CH-OH group of donors, NAD or NADP as acceptor.
UCUAUGCUCCAGUAUAGCUUACACCUACGCCAGUGAAAACUCCGCUAUCUCCGAAUGCAUUCCCCGCACUACAAAUUCCCGCGUCAACAGCGCAGACGAUGCUACAAGUUCCCAACAGCAGCUAUAACUACAAUGGCCGCAGUCCUCCAAAGCCAGAAGACCGCCCUAAUUACCGGUGCAGCAUCGGGCAUCGGCUUCGCCGUCGCGAAGCUCUGCCGCAGUCGGAGAAUGCACCUUGCCCUGCUCGACAUCGACGCCGCCAAUCUCCAAAAGGCCAAGGAGGUGCUGGUAUCUGAGUCAACUGACUCAUCGCUAAAGACAGAAGCAUACGUUAUUGACGUGGGUGACAAGUCGCAAUGGGAUAGUAUCGCCGCUCAGGUGCAGUCAUCUUUCGCGACUCUCGACCUUGUCCUCUUGAAUGCGGCGCGGGGCACGAAGCCCAAGGAAUUGGAUCCGUGGGUUCAGAGCGCAGAGUAUUGGAGACAGAUCUUUGACACGAACGUCUUCGGGCCUGUAAACGGUAUCAGCGCGGUCCUCCCAGUUCUUAAGAAGGACCCGUCCUCGGCCAAAGCGAUUAUCAUCACUGGCUCGAAGCAAGGUAUUACCAAUCCGCCUGGCGCCCACAACCCGGCCUACAAUUCCUCGAAAGGCGCAAUCAAGAUCCUGACCGAACACCUGGCUCACGAUCUCCGCUCUGACAGUGCCUCAGCACAUAUCUCAGCUCACUUGCUUGUUCCUGGAUGGACAUGGACUGGGUUAAUGGGAAAUGUCGGUCCGACGGAUGAGAAAGAGAUCAAGAAGAUGAAAGGGUCGUGGGCACCGAGUCAGGUUGCAGAGGAGCUGGAGAGGGGGUUGCAGAGGGGCUCAUUCUACAUUAUCUGCCCAGAUGAUGAUGUUGAUCGAGCUUUGGAUCAGGCACGGAUGCAGUGGGGUUGUGAGGAUAUUCUGGAGGAUCGCCCGGCGCUGUCGAGGUGGGAGGAGGGUUGGAAGGAGAGGGCUGAGCAGGCGAUUCGAGACUAUGCUGAGAGGAGGAGGAAAUAGAUUGACGCGUGGUAUGAUUCUGAGCUGCCUCUUCCCGAAUUUAGAAA